CAGAGUACAGUCUGCUGCCUAUAAAUACGGCUGUCUCUUCCUUCAUUCCUUGUUGGACAAACUCUAUCUCUCUCUCUCUCAAAACAUCAAAGCAACCAUGGCUGCAGCAGCUUCUCUGCAUUCUUUUUUGGUCUCGGCGAUCCUGAUCUCGUCUCUCUUGCUGGGUUCUUAUUGUUGGGCGUCUCAGGCGCAUAAUUAUGGUUAUGGGCAUGAAAAAGUACAUCCAACGGUUCCCUUGGUGAAGGGACUCUCGUGGAGUUUCUAUAAAUCGAGCUGUCCCAACUUGGAAACCGUCAUCAGAAACCAUCUCAAGAAUAUCUUUGAGGAUGAUAUUGGACAGGCUGCAGGCUUGCUUCGUCUUCACUUCCAUGACUGUUUUGUUCAGGGAUGUGAUGGUUCGGUGUUGCUGGACGGUUCAGCCAGUGGUCCGAGCGAACAGCAGGCCCCACCCAACUUGAGCCUGCGGGCCCGGGCAUUUCAGAUCAUCAACGAACUCCGUGAGCUCGUUCACAAGGAGUGUGGUCACAUCGUCUCCUGUGCCGAUAUCACCGCUCUUGCUGCCCGUGAUUCCGUUUACCUGUCUGGGGGCCCCGAUUACAAAGUACCCUUGGGUAGGCGUGACGGACUCAAUUUUGCCACAACCAAUGCAACACUGAAUAACCUUCCACCUCCCUCCAGCAAUGCCAGCUUCCUUCUAGAAAACCUAGCCACCAAGAACCUCGACGCCACCGACGUCGUCGCACUCUCCGGCGGCCACACCAUCGGUAUCGGCCACUGCUCAUCGUUCACCCCUCGCCUGUACCCUACCCAAGAUCCCACCAUGGAUGAGACCUUCGCCGACCGCCUGAAGGGCAUUUGUCCCACCAACGAGACCGUGAACACAACUGAACUGGACAUUCGAACUCCGAACCUGUUCGACAACAAGUACUACGUCGAUCUCAUAAACCGGCAAGGGCUGUUCACGUCGGACCAGGACUUGUACACCGACUCCAGGACUCGGCCCAUCGUCACCAGCUUCGCAGAGGACCAGAGCCUGUUCUUUGAGAAGUUCGUGAACGCCAUGACUAAGAUGGGGCAGCUGAGCGUGUUGACAGGGACGCAAGGAGAGAUUCGUGCGAAUUGCUCGGUGCGCAACUCUGAUAACACCAAAUUUUCAUCCCUGAUCGAGGAUGUGGUAGAAGAAGAUUACCAUAGCGCAGAGCUAUGAGGAUCGAUCGGUGCUUCAUAUUGUAUUAUAUAUAAACUGAUGAAUUCGUGGGAGGAGACAUGGAAGUUGUUGUGUGUAGUUUAUCUGUAUUGGUCUUGACUGAUCUAGUUUUAUCUUGUAUGUGUUGAAUAAUUAAAAAAAAAACCGUUAUAUUUCACAGCUUCUAUAUUGAUUUUGGUCAGUUAAGUUCU
Messenger RNA from Nelumbo nucifera (sacred lotus), 1398 nucleotides. RefSeq names its product peroxidase 12-like. NCBI's taxonomy places the organism in Eukaryota, Viridiplantae, Streptophyta, Magnoliopsida, Proteales, Nelumbonaceae. Gene Ontology annotation, biological process: hydrogen peroxide catabolic process; response to oxidative stress. The record is from RefSeq and is a predicted model, not a curated record. Gene Ontology annotation, molecular function: peroxidase activity; heme binding.